CUUCUACAAAAACACCCCUGAGUCUUCGCCUAAGAUGGCGGAUUACAACGAAUAGAUAACUGGCCAGUUAUAAUUCCGAAAUAAAUAGCACUAGCACGAAUAAACUGUUCGCUGGGCAACUUAUUUCCGGAGAAAUGGCAUUUUUUAGAUGAUAUUUUCUACGAAUCGUUUAUAGAUUCGCACCGUUUACAGAACUAGCGUGAAAAUGAGGGUACAACAAGGGAUUUGGCCGCCGUAAACACGCUUCCGAUCGAGUGCUACAAUUUUCGUUAAUUUGACUACGGCGGCAAGCACUCCCCCUUAGUAAAUUGUAAAUAAUUAUAAAUUAAGCACCAGGCAACGAAGCGCCAGCACGAAAGGAUGCUUUACUUGGAAGAUUAUGUCGAAAGUACGUAAAAACGAGGCAUGCUUUGCUUACCCAGCUUUUCAAGAAAGCUACUAACCUUUCCGAAUAUACUCUCUUGCGAAAACAUCGAAAACUUCUUAUGAUGCGAGUAUAUUUACAAAUAUUCUGCUAUCACGUAUAAUCACUGAAACAUUGCCGUUCUUUUUAUCGUAAAAUUAAACAUUGUAUAGUAUGAGCAAUUUCUUAUUGUAGUUCUAUGUAAGUUUUAGGUUAGUCGCAUAUUUUUUGAAUAGUACAUAACUACUUCUGCUCUUACUGAUACAUUUUGGAGUUAAACAUACCUUGCAAUACAUUUGACAAGUAGUAUACAAACGUUGUCAUGAUUCUGUCACCUACACGAAUUGAUCGAGCACCUACCACAAGAAUUAAGAGACCGAUUUACAGAAAUGAGAGAAAUGGACUUAGGUGUACAAAAUUCAAUGGACAGUUUAGAAAAAAAAGUAAAGACUUUCUUUUCGAAUGCAAAGAAAAUGAAACCUAGCGAAAAAGAAGCAGAAUACGAAGCCAUUAGAAGAGAGUAUUAUAAGACUUUGGAGGAUGCAGAUGAGAAGGUGCACUUAGCUAAUCAGAUGUACGACUUAGUAGAUAGAUACUUGAGGAGAUUAGAUCAGGAAUUGCACAAAUUUAAAAUGGAGUUAGAAGCAGAUAAUAAAGGUAUUACGGAAAUAUUGGAAAAGAGGUCAUUGGAAUUAGAUCAACCCCCCACGAAUAGUAGUCAAAAAGAAAAUCGGUAUAGUUUCACAUCAACCACUAGAUCACGGGACAAUCAUAGUCAUUCUCGGGCAGAGAAAAGAAGAGAUUCAAAUGCAUCCUCGACUUCGAUAGAAAAACGUUUAGCUAUAGAAAAAAUUUCACCAAGUGUUCCUGAAUCGCGACCAGCUUCCGCAAAUUCAGGACCAAUUAUUGCUGCUACAAGUGUGCCAUCCACCCCUACGGCAAUUGCAAAUUCUGUCGGCUCUGUAAGUUAUAAUCUUGGUCAUAUAGGAGCCGGUGGAAAUGCCAUAGCAGCUGCAGCAUCCCAAGCAAUUGCUGCGACGCAGCAAAUGCAACAAGGUCGACGUACUGCCAGUUUAAAAGCUAGUUACGAAGCUAUCAAUACUGGUGGUGUGCACGCGGCCGAAUUCAGUAGAGAAUUAGCUGGAGCUGCUCAAACCGCUAUUGCAGCUAUACAAGAAACUAAAAAACAUAAAAAGAAAGUAACGAAUGCGGUUCCAAGUUCGAGUGUAGUUGCUGCAUCUGUUCAGCAACCAGUAUCGCCACCAGUUAUAACUUCAAAUACACAAGUAGUGGAUUCAGAUAAUCCAGAUUGGACGUAUGAUCCAAAUGAACCAAGAUAUUGUAUAUGUAACCAAGUAUCUUAUGGAGAUAUGGUUGCAUGCGACAAUUCAGAUUGUCCAUUUGAAUGGUUUCAUUAUCCAUGCGUACGUAUCACUGCACCGCCAAAAGGCAAGUGGUACUGUCCUCAAUGUACAUCUUCUAUGAAGAGACGCGGAGGUCGAAAAAACUGAUUAUAUUAUAAUCAGUGCAAAUAUAAUGAAGGAAAAUUGCUACUACCUCUUAGGCACUAUCCGUCAAGUACCAACUUAGUUAGGAAGCUGUUAAUUCUGAUUUUAUAUGACUUUUUAAAUGUGUUUAAAGUUUAAGUCGUAAUCUUAUCUGGUCUUGGUCUUGUCUCAUAAUAUUUGAAUUUCUGUUUCUAAAGCAGAAGAGAGCAGUUCUUUUUUUUACUGCGUUUUGUAGAUAAAAACGAAAUGAGAAAAGAUGAAAAAUGGUGCAAAAACAGAGCUUUGAACAAAUUCCGUUUUAACGUGUUUCGCGUACAAGUACUGUAAAUAUUUUUAUAUUUUUUGCACCAUUCUGUACUACGACCACGUUAGAUAGUUUCUAUGAAUUACAUUGGAAUGUAAUCUUUUCCUCUGGAUACGAUACACUCAAUUGACUGAUACCGUGGACUGUGAAUAAUUCCACCGUGAAUUUUCAAAAUCUUAUGUUUAUCAUUUACGCGAUGUUAAACGACUCUUGAACAAUCUUCAUGUAUAUUACGUACUCCUGUUAGUUCAGACAUGCUUAGUGUCUCAAUGGAUUGACGACAGUGCGAGCAAUAACAUUUUAAGUGUUCUACGCUUUCAAAAAUGAAAAAGUAACGAGGAAAAAAGUUGCAAACAAAUCGUGAAAAUACUACUUUCGAAACGGAAUAAUGUAGCGUCUUGGUGUAUAAAUAAAGUGAUCGAUGCAGAUUU
Nomia melanderi (Alkali bee) is the source of this 2646-nucleotide messenger RNA. It is a transcript of the gene Ing3, whose product is annotated as inhibitor of growth family, member 3. NCBI's taxonomy places the organism in Eukaryota, Metazoa, Arthropoda, Insecta, Hymenoptera, Halictidae. Gene Ontology annotation, cellular component: NuA4 histone acetyltransferase complex. The record is from RefSeq and is a predicted model, not a curated record.